CAUGCUCCUUAUACGUACACGCCUACACCAGGAAACGAACGGAGGAAGUGAUAUUUUUCACGCUGAUAAUACUGUUUUAAUCCAAACUGAUUUCAAUCUGCCCGUGCAUGUCAUACGAUAGGGUCGUCGUUUAUAUAAAUCUGCAGCUCCUUUUCACUGCAAGUUAAUUUGGCGUUCUUGUUCGUUUAUAAUGGCGUAGAUCAAUACUAGACAAGUUAGCUGGAUACCUAGCAAGUCAGCGCGAACAAGCAUUCGUUGGGACCAUGCAAUAACGCCAGCUAGAUACUGGAGAAAUGUACCAGCCGGCAUCUCAGAUUGUUGACCCUUAUAUCAUUAUUUGUCCUAGUUAUACACACAUUGUAUUUUUUACUACAUAGUUCGCAGUCAGGCGCUUGCGGUUUCAAUUUAUCUAUUCGUUCGAGCACAGCCUGAGAGCACGGAAGAGAGAUAGGAAGAUGUUUCACAAAACCUCCUUUACAACCCUAGUUAUAGGUGUAUUCGUUGUGUACGUCUUGCAUACUUGCUGGGUGAUGUUUGGCAUUGUGUACACUAAGCCAUGUGAGGAUCCUAAAAGUGACAUCUGCAUCAGUCCUUAUCUAACUGGAAAACCCCAUCUGCAGCUGAGCAUCUACACAGCCGUGCGGCACAACGCGGAAGGUGGACACACUCUCAUUUUGAGAGAGGAAGACUUCGACGUGCAUUCCAAAUUUGAGAGGCUGGUAAACAUUACCCUACCCAAGAAGACUCGGAAAAAUGGAACCCUUUAUGCCAUGGUGUUUAUACACCAAGCAGGGGUGUCUCCUUGGCAGGACCAACGACAAGUGCACCAGGUGACCCAGCUGACCACGUACAUGCUGCCUAAACCCCAAGAGGUCAGCCUGAUUACAGGUGAAGAUGAACAAAAAUCGAAGGACCAGAAGAAGCGUGAGACGGGGCCGGACCGGCCCAUGGCACACUGGCGCACGAAGCUCACGCUCAACGUGGUGUCGGAAGAUUUUGUUUUUGACCGCGAUGCGUUGCCGGCCGACGUGCGCCGUUACCUGAGAGUAUUUCAGAAUGGAAAGAAGAUGGUGUAUUUGCCAUUGCUGUUUGUGGAUGAGCUGAGUAACAGAGUGAAAGACUUGAUGGAGAUCAACAGCAGCACGAUAGAGGUUCCCCUCACAAUCACCUAUGACACCAUCUCCCUUGGCCGGCUUCGCUUCUGGAUUCACAUGCAGGAUGCAAUCUUUUCUCUGCAACAUUUUGGGUUCACAGAAAAGGAUACGGAUGAAAUCAAGGCCAUCUUUGUGGACACCAAUCUGUACUUCCUUGGCUUGACCUUCUUUGUGGCCACUUUCCACCUCCUGUUUGAUUUUCUCGCCUUCAAAAAUGACAUCAGCUUCUGGAAACACAAGAAAAGCAUGGUGGGGAUGUCCAGCAAAGCAGUGCUGUGGAGAUGCUUUAGCACCAUAGUGAUCUUCCUUUACCUGUGGGAUGAGCAGACCAGUCUCCUUGUUCUCCUCCCCGCUGGCGUAGGCUCCCUAAUCGAGGUGUGGAAGGUGAAGAAGGCCUUUAAGAUCCAGAUCGUUUGGAAAGGUGUGAGGCCGUCAUUCCUGUUUGGGAAAUCAGACGAGUCGGAGAGGAGGACUGAAGAGUACGAUACUCUGGCAAUGAAGUACUUGUCUUACUUGCUGUAUCCUCUCUGCAUCGGUGGAGCCGUAUACGCACUUGUUUAUACGAAGUACAAAAGCUGGUACUCUUGGCUCAUCAACAGCUUGGUGAAUGGUGUCUACGCCUUCGGAUUCCUUUUCAUGCUACCUCAACUCUUUGUGAACUACAAGAUGAAAUCAGUAGCUCAUCUUCCAUGGAAGGCAUUCAUGUACAAGGCUUUCAAUACCUUCAUUGAUGAUGUCUUUGCCUUCAUCAUCACCAUGCCGACGUCUCAUCGCCUCGCCUGCUUCAGAGAUGACGUGGUGUUCCUUAUAUACCUGUAUCAAAGAUGGCUUUAUCCCGUGGACAAAAGCCGCGUCAACGAGUAUGGGGUGUCUUACGACGAGAAGACCGAGAAGACCGAGAAGCCAAAGGGCAAGAGCCAUAAGGAUUGAAAAGGAAAGUUCCAGAACCUCAGGAUGCGUCGUCGGCUGCAGCACACCUCAUCCAGGGCUGAUGUUUGAGCCCACUUCCCCUCUCUCUGGCGUGCGAUCACCUCAUAGUGUCUGCGAAGGGUUAAUUGAACGGACUCAGCCUUCUACAGGCAUUUCAGAACUGCAUCGCUCAGAUGCACCUUCCAGAUUCUAUCAGAGAUGUUGCUGAUUGAGCCAGGCCAUAGCUGCAACCUGCCUGCACUUCCAUAUCACAACCAGCAGGGGGCCACGGAAUAACCUUGACAACUUGAUGUAUACAAACUAACUGGAACAUGUGUCUGGCUGCCCAAAAUGGUGAAAAGCAUAGAAAGAAAUUACAUAUGAAUGUAAGUAUGUGUGUGCGUAUGCGUAUGUGAUUUGUAUGAGUGUUCAUUUUUGUUGUUCUUAAAUCUCUUACUGGAUUAAAAAAAAAAAAAAGAAGAAGAAAUCUCAAUAGUAUUUGUAAAUUCAGGCCAUGCCAUUCUGGUGCCAAAUCGAUUGAGAGACGGCUAAUGAUGACUGUUAGUCAAAAGCAUCUUCAAGCCGGCGAACAAAAUGUGCUCUCUGACGACACUGACCUACUGUUGAUUGCUGAUCAUUUAAACUGCACUCAAGGAAAAUGAUGAACCUUGCCAUGCAUGGUGUCUACAUGUGUGGACUUGUGAUAUUCAAGGGUGUUUUGGUUCAAUAAAAUAUUGUUUUGACUUCCACA
Clupea harengus (Atlantic herring) is the source of this 2814-nucleotide messenger RNA. RefSeq names its product CLPTM1 like (gene clptm1l). The record is from RefSeq and is a predicted model, not a curated record. Gene Ontology annotation, cellular component: membrane; endomembrane system. Lineage: Eukaryota; Metazoa; Chordata; Actinopteri; Clupeiformes; Clupeidae.